Hevea brasiliensis (rubber tree) is the source of this 929-nucleotide messenger RNA. RefSeq names its product glyoxylase I 4-like. The record is from RefSeq and is a predicted model, not a curated record. Bases 124 to 657 code for a protein of 177 amino acids. The transcript has 3 exons. Lineage: Eukaryota; Viridiplantae; Streptophyta; Magnoliopsida; Malpighiales; Euphorbiaceae.
CCGUGAAAGUCUCUUCAGCAUCUCCUUUCUUGCCUCUGUUGUAUUCAAAUCCACUAUAUUUUUUGUAUCUUUUCUUCUCUAAUUUCCAUUCACGAUUGUUUUCUUUUAUUGCACCUGGAAAAUAUGAAGGAAAACUUGAUGAAUAACCCUCUGCAAAUCGAGUCUUUGAAUCACAUCUCGAUUGUUUGUAGAUCACUUGAGAAAUCCCUUGACUUUUACCAAAACAUUCUUGGGUUCUUUCCUAUCAGGAGGCCUGGCUCCUUUGACUUUGAUGGCGCCUGGUUGUUCAGCUAUGGCAUUGGCAUACACUUACUGCAAUCUGAAGAUCUUGACAAGAUGCCCAAGAUUAGCCAAAUAAAUCCCAAGGACAACCACAUCUCUUUCCAAUGUGAGAACAUGGCAAUAGUGGAGAAAAAAUUGAAGGAUAUGAAGAUAGAGUACGUGAAGGGAAAGGUAGAAGAAGGUGGUAUGCAUGUCGAUCAGCUUUUUUUCCAUGACCCAGAUGGCUUCAUGAUCGAAAUUUGCAACUGUGAUGUUCUCCUUGUCAUUCCACUUGCUGGGGAUGCCAUUCUAUCAUGCUCACUCAUAAACUGCAACAUCCAACAGCAGCAGAAACAACAGAUUCAAGACUCAAGAGGUUAUGCCGAGUCUACCUAAUAUUCACAUGCAGGAAGAUUUUCUUCCUAGUGCAUGACAUCUAAAACUUGCAUAGUUAAUGUUAUGAGAUGAGUACUAAACCAUUAAAUUAUUGUUUCAACGGUAAGAAAUUACUCAAAAUAUCAAUGAAGAGCACAAAGAAAAACUGAAUUUGGAUUUAAAAAUGGCAAACUAAAUGGAGGACCACCUGCUGCUAGUAGUAGUAAGUCCACAAGCAUAUGCAUGUAUCUUGCUUUUUGUCUGCUAAUAUCAGAACAUGAAUUCAAGUGAUA